AUGUGGAAGGAUGAGUUUGAGUAAGAGAAAAACACGGUGAGAGGAAUACUUUUCCCAGUGUAAUUUUUAAAAACCAGUUGAACAUUUGAACUAGUUGCUUGGUGUGUGUGUAAAUAUCAGUUAUAUUUUACGAGUUUAUAUAAUUAAAACAAUUUAUUCCGACUUUGAGUAGAUAGAAGGUAGAGAUGUAGUAAAAUGAGAUUACAUUUUCAACAAUACUGUGAAAGCUAAAAUAUCGAACUUCUUCACUUCACCUGUUGUUUAGAAAUUCAUUUGGUGCAACAGCACCCCCUUUCAUUGAUUACCUGAAGGACAUCCUGCGGAGGUACCCUGAUGGAGGACAGAUAUUAAAGGUGAGUUUGAUCAAUCAAUCAAUUAAUCAUGUAGUCAUCUGAUCACUGUGGAAAAGGCGUCUGCUAAAUCACCAAAAUGUAAACCUAAAGUAAAUAUCAUCACAGCCACUACAUUUAAAGGAGAAGUGUGAGCAUCUUGUUUUGUAUAAAUUGGCCAUAGACCAAUUUACUAUGUAAACGUUAGUUAAAGGCACCUAUGAAAACAUCCCUAUCCUUAUCUGUGCUGUGACUAUAGGAGCUGAUCCAGAAUGCGGAUGAUGCUGGGGCGUCGGAGGUGGUGUUCCUCCAUGAUGAGAGAUGCUACGGCAGACAGAGCCUCAAGACUGAAGGCCUGGGGAAGUACCAAGGUAUGGUUGUUUCAUAUUUGUGAAGAUUGAAAAUAAAUAACAUUGAUGUUUGACAGUGGGUUUAUGAAAGUGUUGUGAUUUCACUUUAAUAACCCCACAUUAGGCAGCAAAUGUAGAAAGGGCUUUCUACCACAACAUCAGAAAACCAGCAUAAAACAGAGGGCAACAUGCCCAGAUUAAUAUCAGGUGCAGAACUAAUUAGGAUCUUAAUCAUCAUGCUGGAAUGCAAAAAUACAAGUGGUCACAGUAUCAGGAAACAUGCUCUCUCUGGCUCAUGUAGUGCCACCAGCAAACGUGUGGCGAGCUGGCAUUUUCCCAAACACUUUUCAAUCUGGUGUGGCAGUGCCGCACCACUUUUGAUUUGGUUACAAAACAGAUAUUGAAGCAAAAGCGUUGAAAAGAGGGAUAAACUUUCACUGUUGUCCUGUUUGACAAUAUAUUCACCUGUAUUUACCACCCAAAAAUGAAAUGCUAAUUAGCUGCUAAUGUGGCUAUCAUAAAGAACUGCAAAUGCCAUGAUUAUCUGGAUAGACUGCCGAAUCGAGGCAAAGGUAAGAAUCUCUGGAUUAACUAUCUAAUGUUAGCUAAAUGUAGUAAUUAAUAAAUUGGCUACAUUUCUUUAAAUUGACAAUUCUGUGAACUGUCUUGUGCAAGUUUUAAAUUUAAACAAUACCUGUUAGCAAAUGUGUCAGCUAGAGAUGAGGUGCAGGAGCUUGCAGGGAUUUCUAGUUUUGCAUGAUGUCUACUUUGUGUAAUGGCGCCAGAGGGGCUGGCUGCCAUUUUACGGGCUUCAAACCAAUUGUGCUAUUCUGUGUGUUUUUUCGCGUUAUUGGUAACUUGUUUUCAACAUAAUGUUUCUGCCACCGUCUCUAAUGACCGAAAAGAGCUUCUGGACAUCAGAGAAGCGAUUACUCACCUCGGAUUGGACAAAGAUUAUUUAAAAAAAAAUUCUUUAACGAAUCAGAGGCAAACAUUUACGGCUCCUCCCGGACCAGGCCCAAAUCCCAGUCAUUCGCAUGAAGAGGAGAUGUUGAUACAGGGGGCGCAGAUCCGGGUGCUUGGUGAGAAUUCGUCGGCGAGUGCCUUUACCAUCCGUCCUACUGGCGAACGUGCAAUCAGUGGAGAAUAAACUGGAUGAGCUCCGUUCGAGACUACCCUACCAACGGGACAUAAAAAACUGUAAUAUCUUACGUUUCACAGAGUUGUGGCUGAACGAGGUCAUGGAUAAUAUACAGUUAGCUGGGUUUUCCGUGCAUCGGCAAGACAGAACAGCAACCUCGGUAAGACAAGGGGUGGUGGUAUAUGUCUAUUUGUUAACAACAGCUGGUGCGCGAUCUGUAAUAUUAAGGAAGUCUCGAGGUUUUGCUCGCCUGAGGUAGAUUACCUCAUGAUAAGCUGUAGACCACACUAUUUACCAAGAGUUUUCAACUAUAUUUUUCUUAGCUGUCUAUUUACCACAACAAACUGAUGCAGGCACUUAGACCGCACUCAACGAACUGUAUAAGGCUAUAAGCAAACAAGAGAAUGCUCACCCAGAAGCGGCGCUCCUAGUGGCCGGGGACUAAUACAGGAAAAUUUAAAUCCGUUUGACCUCAUUUCUACCAGCAUGUAACAUGUGCAACUAUAGGGGGAAAAAACUCUGGACCACCUUUACUACAUACACAGAGGCACGUACAAAGCUCACAUACUCCCUCCAUUUGGCAAAUCUGACCAUAAUUCUAUCCUCCUGAUUCCUGCGUACAAGCAAAAACUCAAGCAGGAAGUACCAGUGACUCGCUCAAUACGGAAGUGGUUUGAUGACGGGGAUGCUACGCUACAGGACUGUUUUGCUAGCACAGACUGGAAUAUUUUCCCGGGAUUCAUCCGAUGGCAUUGAGGAGUAUAUCUCAUCAGUCACCGGCUUCAUCAAUAAGCGCAUCGACGACGUCAUCCCCACAGUGACUGUACACGUACAUAUCCCAACCAGAAGCCAUGGAUUACAGGCAACAUCCGCACUGAGCUAAAGGCUAGAGCUGCCGCUUUCAAGGAGCGGGACAUUAAUCUGGAUACUUAUAAGAAAUCCCACUAUGCCCUCCGACGAACCAUCAAUCAGGCAAAGCGUCAAUACAGGACUAAGAUUGAAAACUACAAUCAAUCAAUCAAUCAAUCAAUCAAUUUUAUUUUAUAUAGCCCUUCUUACAUCAGCUAAUAUCUCGAAGUGCUGUACAGAAACCCAGCCUAAAACCCCAAACAGCUAGUAAUGCAGGUGUAGAAGCACGGUGGCUAGGAAAAACUCCCUAGAAAGGCGAAAACCUAGGAAGAAACCUAGAGAGGAACCAGGCUAUGAGGGGUGGCCAGUCCUCUUCUGGCUGUGCCGGGUGGAGAUUAUAACAGAACCAUGCCAAGAUGUUCAAAAAUGUUCAUAAGUGACAAGCAUGGUCAAAUAAUAAUCAGGAAUAAAUCUCAGUUGGCUUUUCAUAGCCGAUCAUUAAGAGUUUAAAACAGCAGGUCUGGGACAGGUAGGGGUUCCAUAACCGCAGGCAGAACAGUUGAAACUGGAAUAGCAGCAAGGCCAGGCGGACUGGGGACAGCAAGGAGUCACCACGGCCGGUAGUCCCGACGUAUGGUCCUAGGGCUCAGGUCUCUCAGUUGGCUUUUCAUAGCCGAUCAUUAAGAGUUGAAAACAGCAGGUCUGGGACAGGUAGGGGUUUCGUAGCCGCAGGCAGAACAGUUGAAACUGGAAUAGCAGCAAGGCCAGGCGGACUGGGGACAGCAAGGUGUCAUCAUGCCCGGUAGUCCUGACGUAUGGUCCUAGGGCUCAGGUUCUCAGAGAGAAAGAGAGAACGAGAGAAUUAGAGAGAGCAUACUUAAAUUCACACAGGACACUGGAUAAGACAGGAGAAGUACUCCAGGUAUAACCAACUAACCCCAGCCCCCCGACACAUAAACUACUGCAGCAUAAAUACUGGAGGCUGAGACAGGAGCGGUCCGGAGACACUGUGGCCCCAUCCGAAGAAACCCCCGGACAGGGCCAAACAGGAAGGAUAUAACCCCACCCACUCCGCCAAAGCACAGCCCCCGCACCACUAGAGGGAUAUCCCCAACCACCAACUUACAAUCCUGAGACAAGGCCGAGUAUAGCCCACAGAGGUCUCCACCACAGCACAAACCAAGGGGGGGGCGCCAACCCAGACAGGAAGAUCACGUCAGUAACUCAACCCACUCAAGUGACGCACCCCUCCCAGGGACGGCAUGAAAGAGCACCAGCAAGCCAGUGACUCAGCCCCUGCAACAGGGUUAGAGGCAGAGAACCCCAGUGGAGAGGGGAACCGGCCUGGCAGAGACAGCAAGGGCUGUUCGUUGCUCCAGCCUUUCCGUUCACCUUCACACUCCUGGGCCAGACUACACUCAAUCAUAUGACCUACUGAAGAGAUAAGUCUUCAGUAAAGACUUAAAGGUUGAGACCGAGUCUGCGUCUCUCACAUGGGUAGGCAGACUGUUCCAUAAAAAUGGAGAUCUAUAGGAGAAAGCCCUGCCUCCCGCUGUUUGCUUAGAAAUUCUAGGGACAAUUAGGAGGCCUGCAUCUUGUGACCGUAGCGUACGUAUUGGUAUGUACGGCAGGACCAACUCGGAAAGAUAGGUAGGAGCAAGCCCAUGUAACGCUUUAUAGGUUAACAGUAAAACCUUGAAAUCAGCCCUUGCCUUAACAGGAAGCCAGUGUAGGGAAGCUAGCACUGGAGUAAUAUGAUCAAAUUUCUUGGUUCUAGUCAGGAUUCUAGCAGCCGUAUUUAGCACUAACUGAAGUUUAUUUAGUGCUUUAUCCGGGUAGCCGGAAAAUAGAGCAUUGCAGUAGUCUAACCUAGAAGUAACAAAUGCAUGGAUUAAUUUUUCUGCAUCAUUUUUGGACAGAAAAUUUCUGAUUUUUGCAAUGUUACGUAGAUGGAAAAAAGCUGUCCUUGAAACAGUCUUGAUAUGUUCGUCAAAAGAGAGAUCAGGGUCAAGAGUAACGCCGAGGUCCUUCACAGUUUUAUUUGAGACGACUUUACAACCAUCAAGAUGAAUUGUCAGAUUUAACAGAAGAUCUCUUUGUUUCUUGGGACCUAGAACAAGCAUCUCUGUUUUGUCCGAGUUUAAAAGUAAAAAGUUUUCAGCCAUCCACUUCCUUAUGUCUGAAACACAGGCUUCUAGCGAGGGCAAUUUUGGGGCUUCACCAUGUUUCAUUGAAAUGUACAGCUGUGUGUCAUCCGCAUAGCAGUGAAAGUUAACAUUAUGUUUUCGAAUAACAUCCCCAAGAGGUAAAAUAUAUAGUGAAAACAAUAGUGGUCCUAAAACGGAACCUUGAGGAACACCGAAAUGUACAGUUGAUUUGUCGGAGGACAGACCAUUCACAGAGACAAACUGAUAUCUUUCCGACAGGUAGGAUCUAAACCAGGCCAGAACUUGUCCGUGUAGACCAAUUUGGGUUUCCAGUCUCUCCAAAAGAAUGUGGUGAUCGAUGGUGUCAAAGGCAGCACUAAGGUCUAGUAGCACGAGGACAGAUGCAGAGCCUCGGUCUGACGCCAUUAAAAGGUCAUUUACCACCUUCACAAGUGCAGUCUCAGUGCUAUGAUGGGGUCUAAAACCAGACUGAAGCAUUUCGUAUACAUUGUUUGUCUUCAGAAAGGCAGUGAGUUGCUGCGCAACAGCUUUUUCUAAAAUUUUUGAGAGGAAUGGAAGAUUCGAUAUAGGCCGAUAGUUUUUUAUAUUUUCCGGGUCAAGGUUUGGCUUUUUCAAGAGAGGCUUUAUCACUGCCACUUUUAGUGAGUUUGGUACACAUCCGGUGGAUAGAGAGCUGUUUAUUAUGUUCAACAUAGGAGGGCCAAGCACAGGAAACAGCUCCUUCAGCAGUUUAGUAGGAAUAGGAUCCAGUAUGCAGCUUGAAGGUUUAGAGGCCAUGAUUAUUUUCAUCAUUGUGUCAAGAGAUAUAGUACUAAAACACUUAAGUGUCUCUCCCGAUCCCAGGCCCUCGCAGAGCUGUGCAGAUCCAGGACAGCUAAGCCCUGGAGGAAUACGCAGAUUCAAAGAGGAGUCCGUAAUUUGCUUUCUAAUGGUCAUGAUCUUUUCCUCAAAGAAGUUCAUGAAUUUAUCACUGCUGAAGUGAAAGCCAUCCUCUCUUGGGGAAUGCUGCUUUUUAGUUAGCUUUGCAACAGUAUCAAAAAGAAAUUUUGGAUUGUUCUUAUUUUCCUCGAUUAAGUUGGAAAAGUAGGAUGAUCGAGCAGCAGUGAGGGCUCUUCGGUACUGCACGGUACUGUCUUUCCAAGCUAGUCGGAAGACUUCCAGUUUGGUGUGGCGCCAUUUCCGUUCCAAUUUCCUGGAAGCUUGCUUCAAAGCUCGGGUAUUUUCUGUAUACCAGGGAGCUAGUUUCUUAUGACAAAUGUUUUUCGUUUUUAGGGGUGCAACUGCAUCUAGGGUAUUGCGCAAGGUUAAAUUGAGUUCCUCAGUUAAGUGGUUAACUGAUUUUUGUCCUCUGACGUCCUUGGGUAGGCAGAAGGAGUCUGGAAGGGCAUCAAUGAAUUUUUGUGUUGUUUGAGAAUUUAUAGCACGACUUUUGAUGCUCCUUGGUUGGGGUCUGAGCAGAUUAUUUGUUGCGAUUGCAAAUGUAAUAAAAUGGUGGUCCGAUAGUCCAGGAUUUUGUGGAAAAACAUUAAGAUCUACAACAUUUAUUCCAUGGGACAAAACUAGGUCCAGAGUAUGACUGUGGCAGUGAGUAGGUCCAGAGACAUGUUGGACAAAACCCACUGAGUCGAUAAUGGCUCCGAAAGACUUUUGGAGUGGGUCUGUGGACUUCUCCAUGUGAAUAUUAAAAUCACCAAAAAUUAGAAUAUGAUCUGCUAUGACUACAAGGUCUGAUAGGAACUCAGGAAACUCAGAGAGGAACGCUGUAUAUGGCCCAGGAGGCCUGUAAACAGUAGCUAUAAAAAGUGAUUGAGUAGGCUGCAUAGAUUUCAUGACUAGAAGCUCAAAAGAUGAAAACGCCAUUUUUUUUUUUGUAAAUUGAAAUUUGCUAUCGUAAAUGUUAGCAACACCUCCGCCUUUGCGGGAUGCACGGGGAAUAUGGUCACUAGUGUAACCAGGAGGUGAGGCCUCAUUUAACACAGCAAAUUCAUCAGGCUUAAGCCAUGUUUCAGUCAGGCCAAUCACAUCAAGAUUAUGAUCAGUGAUUAGUUCAUUGACUAUGACUGCCUUUGAAGUGAGGGAUCUAACAUUAAGUAACCCUAUUUUGAGAUGUGAGGUAUCACGAUCUCUUUCAAUAAUGGCAGGAAUGGAGGAGGUCUUUAUCCUAAUAAGAUUGCUAGGGUGAACACCGCCAUGUUUAGUUUUGCCCAACCUAGGUCGAGGCACAGACACAGUCUCAAUGGGUAUGGCUGAGCUGACUACACUGACUGUGCUAUUGGCAGACUCCACUAAGCUGGCAGGUUGGCUAACAGCCUGCUGCCUGGCCUGCACCCUAUUUCACUGUGGGGCUAGAGGAGUUAGAGCCCUAUCUAUGUUGGUAGAUAAGAGGAGAGCACCCCUCCAGCUAGGAUGGAGUCCGUCACUCCUCAGCAGGUCAGGCUUGGUCCUGUUUGUGGGUGAGUCCCAGAAAGAGGGCCAAUUAUCCACAAAUGUUAUCUUUUGGGAGGGGCAGAAAACAGUUUUCAACCAGCGAUUAAGUGCUGAGACUCUGCUGUAGAGCUCGUCACUUCCCCUAACUGGGAGGGGGCCAGAGACAAUUACUCGAUGCCGACACAUCUUUCUAGCUGAUUUACACGCUGAAGCUAUGUUGCACUUGGUGACCUCUGACUGUUUCAUCCUAACAUCGUUGGUGCCGACGUGGAUAACAAUAUCUCUAUACUCUCUACACUCGCCAGUUUUAGCUUUAGCCAGCACCAUCUUUAGAUUAGCCUUAACGUCGGUAGCCCUGCCCCCUGGUAAACAGUGUAUGAUCGCUGGGUGAUUCGUUUUAAGUCUAAUACUGCGGGUAAUGGAGUCGCCAAUGACUAGGGUUUUCAAUUUGUCAGAGCUAAUGGUGGGAGCCUUCGGCGUCUCAGACCCCGUAACGGGAGGAGUAGAGACUAGAGAAGACUCAGACUCAGACUCCGACUCGCUACAUAAUGGGGAAAACCGGUUGAAGGUUUCUGUCAGCUGAAUGAGCGACACCGGUUGAGCAUUCCAACAGUAUUUCCCUCCAGAAGCCAUGAGAAAGUUGUCCGGCUGCGGGGACUGUGCGGGGGGAUUUAUACUAACGUUACUGUCUGUACUUACUGGUGGCACAGACGCUGUUUCUUCCUUUCCUACACUGAGAUUACCCUUGCCUAACGAUUGCGUCUGAAGCUGGGCUUGUAGCACAGCUAUUCUCGCCGUAAGGCGAUCGUUCUCCUGUAUAUUAUGAGUACAGCGACUGCAAUUAGAAGACAUCAUGUUAAUGUUACUACUUAGCUUCGGCUGUUGAAGAUGUUGAUGAACCAUGUCCAGAUAAAGCGUCCGGAGUGAAAAAGUUGAAUAAGGGAAAAAAGUUGCGAUGGAAAAAAGGAAAAUAACGUAAAGUUGGCAGCUAAAACGCACAGGAAAAUGACUCUUCUGUCUCGGGAUAAACGUCCGGGGUGAAAAAGUUUAACGAAAAAAGAUGAGUGAGGACAAAACUAAAAAGUUGGUAAAUUUGUUGAACACAGAGAUUGAUUAAACGUUUAUUAAAAGUAAAACGUGAAUAGUUUGGCAGGUAGCCAAGUAGCAACAAACAGCACAGCACCAGCUCUGAUGCUCGUCGGUUGUGGCAGGGCUUGCAAAUUAUUACAGAUUACAAAGGGAAACCCAGCCGCGUGCUGCCCAGUGACGCAAGCCUACCAGACAAGCAAAAUGCCUUUUAUGCCUGAUUCGAGGCAAGCAACACUGAACCAUGCAUGAGAGCAACAGCAGUUCCGGACGACUGUGUGAUCACGCUCUCCAUAGCCGAUGUGAGUAAGACCUUUAAACAGGUCAACAUUCACAAGGCUGCAUGGCCAGACGGAUUACCAGGACGCUUACUCAGAGCAUGCACUGACCAACUGGCAAGUGUCUUCACUUACAUUUUCAACCUCUCCCUGACCCAGUAUGUAAUACCUACAUGUUUCAAGCAGACCACAAUAAUCUCUGUGCCCAAGAAUGCCAAGGUAACCUGUCUCAAAUGACUAUCGCCCUGUAGCACUCACAUCUGUAGCCAUGAAAUGCUUUGAAAGGCUGGUUAUGCCAGACACCCUGGACCGACUCCAAUUCGCAUACCACCCCAACAGAUCCACGCAAUCUCUAUUGCACUCCACACUGCCCUUUCCCACCUGGACAAAAGGAACACCUAUGUGAGAUUGCUGUUUGUUGACUACAGCUCAGCGUUCCACACCAUAGUGCCCACAAAGCUCAUCACUAAGCUAAGGACCCUGGGACUAAACACCUCCCUCCACAACUGGAUUCCUGACGGGCCGCACCCAGGUGGUAAGGGUAGGCAACAACUGUUCACCCACGACCGCGUGGCCACGCACGACUCCAACGCCAUCAUUAAGUUUGCCGACGACACAAUGGUGGUAGGCCUGAUCACUGACAACGAUGAGACAGCAUACAGGGAGGAGGUCAGAGACCUGGCAGUGUGGUGCCAGGACAACAACUUCUCCCUCAAUGUGAGCAAGACAAAAGAGCUGAUCGUGGACUACAGAAAAAGAAUGGGCCGAGCACGCCCCCAUUCAAAUCAACACAACUGUAGUGGAGCAGGUCGAGAGCUUCAAGUUCCUUGGCGUCCACAUCACUAACAAACUAUCAUGGUCCAAACUCACCAAGACAAUCAUGAAGAGGGCACGCCUACUCCCCCUCAGGAGACUGAAAAGAUUUGGCAUAGGUCUUCAGAUCCUCAAAAAGUUAUACAGCUGCACCAUCGAGAGCAUCCUGACUGGUUGCAUCUCCGCUUGGGAUGACAACUGCUCGGUAUCCGACUACACGGCGCUACAUAGGGUAGUGCUUACGGCCCAGUACAUCACUGGGGCCAAGCUUCUUGCCUUCCAGGACCUCUAUACCAGGCAGUGUAAGCGGAAGGCCCUAAAAUUGGUCUUGUCAAAGACACCAGCCAACGUAGUCAUAGACUGUUCUCUCUACUACCGCACGGCAAGCAUACUGGAGAGCCAAGUCUAGGUCCAAAAGGCUCCUGAACAGCUUCUACCCCCAAGCCAUAAGACUGCUAAACAGUUAAUCAAAUGGCUACCUGGACUAUUUGCAUUGACCCCCUUUUAUACGCUGCUGCUACUUGCUGUUUACUAUCUAUGCAUAGUCACUUUACCCCUACCUACAUAUUACCUCAAUUACCUCAACUAACCUGUACCCGCGCACAUUGACUCAGUACCAGUACCUCCUGUAUAUAGCCUCAUUAUUGUUAUUUAUUGUGUUACUUUUUUCUUACUUUAGUUUAUAUGUUAAUUUUUUUUAGCUAAUAUUUUCUUUCUUACUUAAAAACAAAAUCUGCAUUGUUGGCUAAAGGCUUGUAAGUAAGCAUUUCACGGUAAGGUCCACACCUGUUGUAUUCGGCGCAUGUGACAAAUACCAUUUUAUUUUAUUUUUGAAUCUGAGAGUAAAUAUAUUGAUAAAAGUCACCUUGUCCGAGAGACAUUUACAUGGUUAUCAAAACGUCACGCCAGGGUAAGCCUACACGAAACACAGCCCUUAUUUGAAGUGUUUCUAAAAUCCUCUAUGGGAAAAAUGGUGGGGAAAUGAUUGGAACCAUAUCCCUGUUUGACCGCUAGGUUUUAUGGGUAUAAUGACACCUCCACUGUGGGGCUAUAUGGCACUGCCAUAUGGCAAUGCUAAAACUGCCUUUUGGCCACUAGAGGCCUCUAUCAUUCUCUAUGGUUGUAGCCUACUACCACCAAGACAUGGAAAAGCAUACAGAGUUCAUAUGCAUAUGGAAUAAGUUAUGAUGAACAUAACCACCAUAAGUUAAGUUAUUAAAUAAGUUAACUGCACCGUGACGAGCUUCAUGCACAUUUCCAAUAAAUAUCGAGGGUAGGCUAGGCCCUAUCAAUGAAUGAUGCUGGUGACAUGAUGAUCGGUGCUUGGCUGACAAUUAAUACAAUAAAAUGAUCUUGUUUUUAUCAUAUCAUAUAUCUCAUCAUAUAACCUACCUUGUCCACUUUAUCAGCGAACUGUUGUCUAAUGACUCAAAUGUAAAUGUAUAGACCAUGCGCCAAAACCAGUUUGUGCAAGUAUGCUAUUUAUCAAAACCAUGUAGAGUUGAAAAUGUGAUGGAAACACAAACAUAUAUCUUUUUUAAAUGGUACAUGAAAACUUAAGUGCAAAAGUGCUAUGUCAUCAAGCACAUUUUUGCUAUGCAGAUUUGAGAAUAUCCGCAUGAAAAUCUGUCGCGAAUUGGAUGGAAACCUAGAUAAUGUUGAAUAUAAUUACAUUUAAACAUACUUUACCGGUUGUCUUUGCGGUUUGUCCUUCAGCUGCUCAAAAUGCACCAAGGUAAAGAUUGUUUUAUAUUGAAUAUUCAAGCUUGCCAUGACAAUGAAUGCAUGACAAUGGUAUAUUCUGAAUCAGGGGAGGAUGGAGAACAAUCCACAUGUAUUUAUUUUUAGAAAUUUUGAUUUUUUUUGAAAGAUUGAAAUCCCCAAAAUAUUUGUUUAUUUUGUAUUAAUAUUUAUUCAAGAGCACAUAAAGAACAUGUACCAUACAUAAACAACAUAUCUUUGCUGUCUUUACAAAGGAGCGUAAUUACAUUCACAUGUUAAGGGUACAUCUUGGCUGUAUAAAGCAAAUAUUUCAAGAGUCUGAAUAAGAAUACAAUUUGGAAAAAGCCACAGAAAAACAACAGAAACAAACAAAAACCCCAGAAAUGACAGAAUAAGACCAGUACGAUAUGUCAGGAACUCUGACCAAACACCUUCUUACCUAUUCUGUCUAUGUUGCAAGAUUGAUGUAAUUCUCUCCAUGUCAGCAAGUUCCCCGCAUAGACCUAACCACAUAUCUUUUGAGGGUGCAUGUUCAUUUUUCCAGCAUUUUGUUACACAUUUCCUUGCUGCUGCUAAAAGAUAAGCUAUCAAUUUAAGUGGAGAGGAUUGGAGUGUAUUCACAGGAACAAUACCUAGAAGGAGAUGACAUGGGUCUGGUUGAAUAAUAAUACCUGUGAUGUCCUGUAUAACACAGAUAAUUUCAGAUAAAAAAAGACAGGAUUUUCAGACAUUGCCUAAAUAUAUGUGAUGAAGUACCUAUUUGUCCACACUGCCUCCAACACAUAGCAGAUAUUUGUAAGGGUUAAAUGCUGGAAAUUAAAUGUAAUCCAAAAGCAUUGUCUAAAUCAAUAAAGGAUCAGCAAAUUUUAGGUUAAUAUUUUCAGUAACCUACACUUGGGUAGCCUAUAUGUAAUUGCCAUAGAACAACAUAAAAUAAAAAUAAAAAUAAAACAUCUUUACUCUAUAGCCUACUAAAAGAGAAAGUGGGAAUGAGGAAAGCAGGCUAUUCUGUUUUUUCCAGAUUAAAUAAUUACCUUAUCAUCCCGACAAACUGUAGGUCAAAGAUUGAUGAAUUAGUCCAGCAAUAAGCUCCCAAUUAUGAGCAUAAAUCCAGGUAGUUUCAAGUCCUUAAGAAGAAGGGGUCGCUUCAAUAGUCAAUGUGACUGGACAAUGUUCUGUGGUAGAUUUAGGCUACUUCUUGGGCCUUGAGUCCUUCUGUCUCUCACUCCUUCUGGGCCCAACAAUUUGCCACAUAGUCAGCAUAUUUUUUCAGACCUUGUCCUUGGGUCUGGAAGGUGGUGUAAUCCCAAUGGAGCGCAGGAAGGACUCGGCAUCAGGUACAGUAUCAAAGAUGUGGGUCUUGCUCUCAAGAGUGACGUGUAGCUUCGCAGGGAACAUCAGCAAGGAUGUGAUGUUUUUGGCUGCCAAUUCUCUCUUGAUCCCGUCAUAAUCUUUUCUCUUCCGCAACAGCUCUGCAGAAUAGUCAUUGAAGAUAGAUAUGCGCUUGUCCUUGUAGAAUAGUUGUCCCUUGGUUCUCGACAGCUGCAUUAUCUCCUGUUUCAUUUAGAAGUUGAGAAGGUGCAUGAUGAUAGCGCUGGGCCUCUGUGUGUCCUUCGCUCCGGGCCUACUCUGGGCUGCAGGUGCCGUUCUGUGGGCCCUCUCCAUGACCAAAGGUGUAGCAGCAUCGAUUUCCAAGACCUCCCUCAGCAUCUUGUCCACAAAUGUAGAAAUGUUCUGCCCCCUUUCUGCAUUGGUUUCAACCUCAAAGAUUUGAAUAAUAUUACGACGCGAAAAGUUUUCCAACAAGUCUCCCUUCUUUUACAAUUCCUCUACCUGGCCCAUCAGGUAGUUAAUAGCCUGGUCUUGUUGUAUUAGCUUUUCGUCAUGUUCCUCAUUUUUCUUUUCAAUGUGAGUCAUCCGUUUAUCAUUUUUCUCUAGAGUAGCCUUCAUGCCAUCGAUAGAGGUUUGCAUUUUGCAGAGUGAGGUGGCUGUUUCUCAUCAAAAUAACUUCAGUUUUGCCAUGAGAGAUGAACCUCCGCCGUCUCUGUUUUGGCUGUGAUGGCAGCCUCUACCACCUCGUGGAGUUGGGCUCGGUGAGCGACUUAAACACGGUGAACAUAGUGGAGUAUCUUCUCUUUGAUGCCGUCUUUCACUUGAAUACUUAUCCUUACUCAUUGCCAGUCUGAUUUAGAAGGUCAAAUAUGUACUUUUAACUUGUGAAGUUCAAUUUAGGCCAAAAUUGUCACAGAGCUUGAUCAGCACACAGCCUUUCCCCAGAACUCCAUGCAGGAUCCUCCCAAAAAAGAUUUUUAAUAACAAAUGAACACAAAAAAUGGUGUUUAUUGUUCUCCGUCCUCCUGAUUCAGAAUAUACAUUUUUCAUUGUCAUGGCAUGCUUGGUUCAAUAGCAAUUGACCAGAGAAAACCGAAUAUCCAAUAUAAAACGAACUAUACCUCGGUGCCAAACCAAACCAUAUAGCUAUGUUCAGAUUCAGAUUCAAAUUUCGAGCAGCUGAAGGACAAACCGCACAGACAACCGGUAGAGUACGUUUAAAUGUCAUUUUAUUUAACAUUCCGGCUUGUAAGGAACAUUUACAUGAUUUGGCAGGCAUUAGCUUCAUGCGGUGUAUACUAAUGAAUUGUAUAUUACAGCCUGAUUAAUCAGACUACUGAUGUGUAUGAAUGUUGUCGUGUCUGUGAGCAGGUCCUGCGCUGUAUGCCUUCAACAACGCAGAGUUCACAGCAGAGGACUGGCAGGGAAUCCAGACCACCGGCCGGAGCGUCAAACGCAAAGACCCAAAUAAAGUUGGCAGGUUCGGGAUCGGAUUCAACUCUGUCUACCACAUAACAGGUGAACCUCAGAGUAUUAUUAUCACAACGAAAGAAUCAAACCAUGAACAUGCGCUAGCUAUAUCACAAGGUAUAUCACAGCACAUGGAUCUAUACUGUAAAUGUACUCAUACAUUAAGUUUUCAUUUCUCUUCAUAGACAGCUUUUCAUUAAAUUACAGCAUUUUAUUCACACUCAGUAAUAUGGAUCAUUUCUAGAUGUGCCAUCCAUAUUCAGUUCCAAGUACCUGGGCUUCCUGGACCCCCAAGAGAAGCUCUUUGGGGAGCGAACUGGAGGGUUCCGGUGGUCUCUGGAGGAAGAGGAAGACAAAGAAACUCUACUGAAUCUGCAGGAUCAGUUCCAACCAUUCAGAGAUGUUGUCAAGCUAGUCAGUAGCCAGAGGUGGAAGGAUAUCAUCCAAGAGGAGCAGCACUUUAAAGGGACACUCUUUAGGUUUCCUUUACGCAGUGAGGCCUCAGAGAUCUCAGACAACCUGUAUGACUCCGACAAAGUAGUUAAGCUUUUCGACAGCUUCAUUGCGGAUGCAGACAUAAGCACUCUGUUCCUGAGGAAUGUGUCAUCAGUCUCCUUGCAGCACAUCAACACAGAAGGAUCCGUUAAUGUCCGGCUUACAGUGACCUCAAGUCCCACAGUUAAUCCAGGACUGAAGACAAGGAACGAGUCAAACAUUGAUGGGUCAACCUGCUUCAAAACCAUCACCUCUACUUCCGAAGGCAAGAAGCAGACAAAGACCAAGUGGCUCGUGACAACAUGCUGCAUGAAAGAGGGAAAUGUUCCGGAGCUAGAUUCACUGGCCAAGAAGCUGAGUUUCCGCCCUCAAGUUGACUUGGCAUUCCGGUGUAGCCAGGAGAGUGUCCUGACUGAUGGCAGACUGAGCGUCUUCCUGCCCCUCCCAAACAAUGACUCCAACAAGACUGGCCUCCCGGUCCAUGUGAACGCCUGCUUCGGCCUCACUGACAACAGAAGACACAUCAAAUGGCAGGAGGAAGACCAGAAGUAUGAUGAAGCUGCGAUGUGGAAUGAGCUGCUGGUGAAGGAGGUCCUCCCUCACACAUACCUCCUGAUGCUGCAGGAUGCCACCAACCUAGCCAAGAGCUCCACACUCCCUGUCUCAUAUGUGUACAACAUCUGGCCAGAUCUCAGUCAGACCAAACACAAAGACAAGUGGCAUGGGAUUGCUGAAGACCUUCUACAACGUCUACUCAAACAGAAUACCGCCAUUUUCUCUCUAGCUGAAGACGAAAGACAGUUUGUUUCUCCCUCUGUGGCUGUGUGCCCAUCCAACGACACCAUGACGUCUGAAACAAUGGCUGCCGUGACCAGGGCCUUGAUUGCAGGUGGAGAAAAACUUGUCACCUUCCCAGAUCAUGUCUCCAGAGCUGUCCAGCUGGCCUUCCCAGACCCUGACACACUGAAAUGGGUGACUCCAGCUCUUGUAAGGGGUGUUCUCCGCAGGGGUGUUGUGUCGAAUCUCUCCAACAAUGACAAACUGUCUCUGCUGCAGUACAUCUUGAGCGAUGAGAAUUACCACGACCUCAGGGGUCUGAAGAUGCUGCCUCUCAGUGACGGGACUUUCAAGACAUUCACAAAUGAAGAGAAGGACAUCACUCUCAUUGACAAUGACGCAUUUCCAAGGUAAGUUCUUAAUUCUUAGUCAGGGAUGGAAAUUAAGCUAGACAGGGCUAAUAGAAAAUAUGCCCGAAAUGUGUCUUCGCAUGGCAUAGUUUUGGACCCUUCACUAGUGGAAUGUCAUCUGGGCUAUUAUAAAUUGCAGUCUUCUAUCCCGGCUGGCCCGUGCGCAAAAUCCUUAAAUUCCCUCCCUGUAUACAGUAUAGUAUUUUUCAUAUGGAUAAUCCAUGCCCUUUCUCCAUUAAGAAUUUACAAGAAAGUAUUCUCUUCAUACAGAGUAUUGCUGCCAGGUUGCAAAGACCUGUUUCUGCCUGAUGAUCUCAGCACCACUAGCAUCCAACAUUUGAAGCAACUAGCUGCAACAAGUAAGGGGAUAUAUUGUACAAUUAUGUUUAACAAUGAAAGGUUUUGGAUAUCAUGUAGAAUUGCAAAUACCUGCAUGUUUAUCACAUGGCUGUUAUUUUCAUAUCUCCAUCAUUUUAGAUACAUACAAAGUAUUCAAUGUGGAUGCUGAAAUUGUGGCUACAUUUGCCAAGAAGACUCUCCCAAAGGACUGGAAACAGACAGGAGGUCAUGUCACCUGGGAGAUAGGGAGUGGUCAGCACCCACCCUUGAAGUGGCUCAGAGAGUUCUGGAAAUGUCUCAACACUCACUGGGUAGAUCUGAGAUGUUUUGAAGGCAUGCCACUGAUACCCAUCGAACCGCUACACGAUACUAGCCAUUUUGUCAUACUUGCAAGACUACAACAGAAUCCAACCAUGAUUUUUCAGAAAAGCAAGCAAUCCAUCUUACCAGACAAAAUAGAGGAAGUCAUGAAGAAGGUUGGGGGAACAGUCAUUAACAGAGACAUAUGCCUAAAGCACCAAGAUCUUGACUCGUACGUACUACCACCAUCGCCUCAGAACACUCUACAGGUGUUCAUGAACUUAGCUGCCAGUCAGGUCAUCAGUGGAAUCAGGUCUGCUCCUUACCAUGAGAAAGAGGAACUCAAAGCCUACCUCUCUACUCUGGAUUCUGUCACAGUCCACGAGAGAGACCUGCUCUCAAAGAUGCCUCUCUUCCAAUCAAUGGCCGGAGAAUAUGUUCCCACACAAUCCAAGCAGGCAGUGGUUUUGGGUUCCACCCCAGCUCUCCCCACAGAGCUUCGCAUGCCGGAUUCCAUUGUCCGGUGUGCAACUGAGGCUGAUCGCAGGCUCCUAUUGUUGCUCAAGAUUGAUCUCCUGAAUACUGCUCAGGCGGCCAUUCAUUUGAUUGAUGGAGUUGAGAAUAAGUAUUUCAAGAAACAAGAAAGAGAGGGAAUCAUGACCUGGAUAUUGCAGCAUGGCAGUAUCCUCUUCUCACAGAAUGGGACCUUGUACAAAAAAUGUAAGGAUUUGAGCUUCAUCGAAGUAGAUGGAGAGCUGAAGACGACCUCCAAUAUUUUUGAUCCAAACAAUGAAACCUUCAAAGUCCUUUUUGAAAGAGAAUUCUUUCCUCCAGCAGUGUUCACAAAUACUCCAGAGAAGCUUGACAGCUUAACACGUCUUGGAUUGCAGACAAAGGAAACUGACGUGUCAGCAGACAACGUGUUGCAUGUUGCCACCCAUAUUGAGAAAUCACAUGUUCACUCACAAAAUACUUUCAAAAAAGCAGAAGCACUUCGAAGACUAUUGAAUGGCAAUGACCUGCUUUCCCAAUUCUCGCAUCAGCAGCUGCAGCACCUAUCACAGCUGCAGUGGGUCCCUUGUGAGAAUCCUUGCAUCAUGAAAGAAAAGAACAGAGGGAAAAGUUUCUACAUGCCGGAGGAGAUACGACAUUCAAAGUACGAGGGCAUUGUAGGGCAUGUCAUGCCUCUUACAGGAGACUUUAGUCAGAAAGUAAGCAGCAAACUGGGUCUGCUACGCCUACCUCCUGCUGAGAAGGUUGUGGAGAAUCUGUCAGCACUGGCAGCUGUGGCCAAGGCAAUGACAGAUCCAGAUAAAGACAUGCAGUUUAAAACCAAGCUGCAUAGCAUUUACAAAUACAUGCAAGAUCACAUCUGUGAGGUCAGGGAAGUGAUGAACAAGAGAUGCAUACCUUGGCUGUGGAUACACAAUCAUUUUGUUUUUCCUCAUGAUGUAGUCUUGGCCUACCCACCUGAUUUGGAUCUGAGCUCGUACAUUGAGAAAGUGCUAGACGAAUUUCUUCCAUACAAAAAGUUGCUGACAGAGUUUGGAGUGAAGACAUCACUCUCAGAGAAAGAAAUAGAGGACAUCCUUCAUGACAUCAAACAGACCAUUGAAAAAAGGCCCCAAUCUUUUGGCAAACCCUCAGAGCUGAAAGUGUCAAUUGCCAUUCUGAACUGGAUGUGGAGAGAGAAGAAGAGCGUCAGGGAUGAUAUCCCAGUGCCAGUCAUGGCAGGGAGUCAGAGAUUUACCCUGCAACCAUUGUCCAAAACGGUGUUUUGUGAUAUAAGCAGGGAUGGUCUGGAGGAUCUACAGAAUGACCAGGAGGAGAUUCAUGUCAUCCACGAGGAGAUUCCACCAGCGACGGCAGAGUGGCUGAACAUCCCUUUCCUCAGCACCCGGAUCCUGCGUCCAGAAUUCAUUGGAAUAGAACAAUGUGGGCAGUCAGAGCCCAUAACUCUGAGGAUUAAGAACAUUCUGAAGGAGUAUGACGAAGAAAAUGACAUCUUCAAAGAGCUCAUUCAGAAUGCAGAAGAUGCUGGGGCAAACACCUGUAAGUUCAUGGUGGAUUUCAGGGACCACAAAGACCCUGCUGACAGCCUCAUAGACCAAGGCAUGGUCCUCUGUCAGGGACCGUGUCUCUGGGCCUUCAAUAACCAGCUGUUCACUGAGGAUGACUGGAAAAACAUUGUCAAACUCGGAUCUGCCUCAAAGGAAAACAAGGUUGAAAAAAUAGGACAAUUUGGACUUGGAUUUAAUGCGGUGUACCAUGUGACUGAUAUUCCCUCAAUCCUCAGUGGCAACGAGCUUCUGAUACUUGAUCCAAAUGUUACACACCUGCAAAAGCACAUACAAAACAAAGCAAUUCCUGGAAUCAAGCUCAACUUAUCUCGGGAGCAGCUUCUGCACAGGUUUCCUGGUCAAUUCAGACCAUAUGAGCGGAUUUUUGAUUGCAAUCUUUCAAGAGACAGCACUCAGAAAUUCUACCCGGGCACGCUCAUUAAACUACCUUUCAGGACACGAGAGGAGGCUGUCAAGUCAGAAAUCAGCGGAAAUGUGUAUGACAGAGAUGACAUAGUGAAAUUUCUACAGGACCUGACAAACAACUCACAAACUCACCUCCUCUUUCUGAAGAACAUCAACAUGGUAUCUCUUCAAAACCUCCCGGGCGAUGCUUCCACUCCUCCUCAAGAUGACCAGAUAGAGAACCUCUUCACUUCCACCAGAAAGGUUGUGCACACAAUCACGAUUCCAGAGGACACUCCUUUAGGAAUAUUGCAGAAUGAUGCUCUGAAAUGUCUGAUGAAGCGUGAUGCGAAAUGCCAAGAGGUCAUUGACUGCCAUAGAGCCAACAUAGCUGAACUAACUCAACAACAUUGUGAUGGAUCUGAUGUCCAGUUCUGGCUCCUAUACAAUUGCUUUGGGACAAAGAAUUCUUUACAAAUGGUCCAGAGAGACAAUAAGCAGACCGUGCUCUCCUUGCCAAUCGGAGGUGUUGCUGUACCUUUAAAUAAAGAACCACAGACUGGGAAAUGGGUCCCUGGAGAAACCAACCUGGUUGGCCAGGCAUUCUGUUUCCUCCCUCUCUCUAUUGCCACAGGGCUGCCAGUGAACCUGAACGGAUCCUUUGCUGUGACCUCUAAUCGGAGAGGUCUGUGGGAGACUGGAGUGAAAUAUGACUGGAAUAGAGCUCUCCUGCAGGAUGCUGUUACAACCGCAUAUGUCACUACACUGCUAGUGUUGAAGAAGAUGUCAAGAAAUCAACACCUUCUACGUUACCAGUACUAUACCUUUUGGCCUAAUGGAGAGAACGUGAGCAAAUCCUUCAAACCCUUGGUUGAUGCAUUUUACUUGGUUGUCAGUCAGUACAUCUCUGGCAAACCUCUGGAGCUCUUCAGUGAUGGGGAAAACUGGUGCUCAAUGGACAAAGCCAGAUUUCUGCACCCAACUAUUCAAGAGGACAAAGCUGUUGGAGAGCUUGCAAUGAAGGUGUGUCAAAGCAAUUCAAACACAUCUUAUCUUGUUGUUCCUCUGCCUUUGUGGGUGAGACAGAGCUUUAUACAGACCGGUUUAGAUGAGAUUCUCCAGCAGAGAACAUUUGACUGGGAAGCAUUUUACCAAGAAGUGGUAUUCAACAACCUGAACACUAUGGACCAGAAGAGUAGGAAUGCUCUUGUGUUGCAUGCUAUUGACCUGAAGGACGAUGCCAUUGACAAUCUACUAAGGAGCUACCCAUGCAUUCCUACAAAGAAAAGUGGAAAACUCCAGUACAUCAAAAAACUUGUGAAUACAUCUGGAAAGGUGGCAUGCUUGUUUGAGCAAGAGGAAGGACGGUUCCUCGGGGGGACCAAAAAUGACUUUCAUUCCCCUAAAAGGAUUCAACGUCUGUCAGAACUGGGGAUGCUGAGUGACCAGCUCCCUUUGGAGGACAUCACAGAGAGAGCAGAGACCAUUGCCAACAUCUGGCAAAAAGACAAAGACAAAGCAUACAAGAAUCUUCAGUGCAUCCUGGAGUUGAUGAGGGACUCCUUAAAGGAUGACACCUCGCCUCACUGGGAGACUCUAAGAAACACAGUGUUCAUUCCAGCAUGUCCUCCAGUUAAUACAUACGCAGGGAAGGGUGGAGCAGUGAAGGAUGGAAUGGUCAGACUUCAAAAGCCCACUGACAUUUACAGUGACAGAUGUCGCCAUCUAGUUGACAUGACACAGUCUGUGGUAGACUCUUUAAAUCUGAAGAUACACAGUGACAAUGCAGUGCUACGCAUACUAGGAGUUUGUGAAAGCCCAUCACUUGAGACAGUGCUUCAGCAGUUACAAGAAGCAUCCAAGCACUCAGAAACAUGUGACAAACAGACGCUCUUCAACACAGCCCAUAAUUGCUACCACUUUUUGAAUAAAUGGCUGCAUGAUGAGAAGGAAUUGACUGUCAUUUUUGAGAGGGCACACUCAUUCCCCUUUAUCCUGGUUGAAGACAGGUUUGUAGAUGUAAAGUCUGUGGCAAAAAAUGAGAAAUUUGAUGCUAAACCAUAUCUUCAUGUUCUUCCAACUGCCUUCUCCAGUUUCAAGGAGCUCUGGAAAUGUCUAUGCAUCCAAAAGCAAUUCACACCAGAACAGUUCCAUGGUGUACUGCAGAAACUCAGCCAAGCCUACGGUAUCAGCCCACUUUCCAAUAAUGAUCUAGAAAUGUGUCUGACAAUAAUCCAAAGGGGAUUAUACGAGGCCAAAGAUGAAAACCAAGAUGACUGUCUCAUACCUGACGAAAGGGGUGUUUUGCAGCCAUCUAAACAGCUGUAUUUCAAUGACAGCCCCUGGAUGGAAGUGUCAGAAGAUGUCACUUUGUGCCAUAAAAAAAUAUCUCGUGCCAUUGCACUUCAUUUUGGGGUGAUCACAACAAGACACCACACACUGCUAAAGCAUUCAGUAGAUAACUUCUCACCAUUUGCUGAAGAGUUUGGACAACAUGAGAAACUGA
Molecule: messenger RNA, 21257 nt
Organism: Coregonus sp. 'balchen'
Lineage: Eukaryota; Metazoa; Chordata; Actinopteri; Salmoniformes; Salmonidae
Source: the annotation of a GenBank genome assembly